AUGCCUCGCCGCGCCGCCCCAGAACCAAAGCCCCGCAAACCGCAAUACUCCCCCGAAAAGCGCGCCCGCAUCGCCGUCCUCUCGGAGCUCGGCAUGUCCCUCAAAGAAAUCUCCAUCAAGGAGGAAGUCCCCGUCUCCUCCAUCAAGGGCAUCGUCACGCGCUACCGCCUCCAGCAGGCAGGCCGCGACCGGCCCCGUCCGGGCCGCCCCCGUAUUCUGUCUGAUCGGGACGUCAAGACGCUCCUGCGCGUGCUGCAGGAGAAGCCGGCCUGCUCGUACGCCGAGCUGAAGCGCGACGCGGGCGUGACGUGCGCGACCAAGACGCUGGUGCGGUAUUUGCAGAUGGAGGGGUUGAAGCCGACGAAGCCGCCUGCGGGGGAUUCCGAGGAGGAGGCGGAGAGGCUGAGGGUUUUGGUUGAGGAGGGGGAAGGGGAGGAGGUGUGA
Messenger RNA from Colletotrichum paranaense, 444 nucleotides. RefSeq names its product transposase. The coding region runs from base 1 to 444 and encodes 147 amino acids. The record is from RefSeq and is a predicted model, not a curated record. NCBI's taxonomy places the organism in Eukaryota, Fungi, Ascomycota, Sordariomycetes, Glomerellales, Glomerellaceae. The transcript has a single exon.